Molecule: messenger RNA, 591 nt
Organism: Aureobasidium namibiae CBS 147.97
Lineage: Eukaryota; Fungi; Ascomycota; Dothideomycetes; Dothideales; Saccotheciaceae
Exons: 1
Coding region: 1-591 (196 amino acids)
Source: RefSeq, a predicted model, not a curated record
AUGGCCGCACAACGCCCUUCCGCCUUCCUCUCGCUGCCCGCGGAAUUGCGCAAUACCAUCUACGCACUUCUACUCACGGCUCCUGCUCAUGUCAAACAAUCGCGUCGGGUAGCGACGCGAGGGCUGUGCUCAGACUAUAUUCUACCACCACUCGACUUAUGUCCGGCGCUUCUGCGAACAUGCCGGCAAAUCCACGCCGAGGGGACGAGCGUACUUUACGGCGCCAAUCAAUUCGCAUGUCAUCCAUCAUUGCUCACCGCACUGCCAUAUCUGAUGAGCCCCCGACAACCAAUCACAGAAGGUCCCGGCAGAUGGAAGAUCAAGCGUUGGUAUAUCUAUCUUCGGCUUGAUGUAGACGCCCGAUUCACGGCGAAGCAGCUUGAGCAAGCAUUCUCCGGUGCUGAAGAACUCGAAGUUGAGUAUUUUCAGCCAGCCUAUGGAUACGGAGACAAUGGCACCCUGAAGCUGUUUGAAGGUAUACGAGGAGUUGGUCUUGCAAAAGUUACUGGCGGCAGCGGAUGUGACGCCGAGUACGCGAGAACGCUCGAAGCAAUGAUCAUGAGGCCGAUACACGAUGUCUCGAACUCUUGA